AUGAAAAGAGAGGAGAAAGAGAUAUCAAAGAAGAUGUUGGAGACAUCAAAGAAAAUGCCAAAGAGAGAAACCCAUCAAGGUGGUGGACGGAAACCCUGGGAAAACGACGUCUUUGUUCUGGUUCCCAUUGGGUUCCCUCUGGACGUGUUCGACGGCGACCCCUUUGGACUGCUAAGUAAGAAGAAAUUUAGGACUCUUGCUGUUGAAUUCGAUACAUUUAUAGAUGAUGAAUUUGGUGAUGUGAAUGGAAACCAUGUUGGAGUUGAUGUCAAUAGUGUAGUUUUGGUUAAAGUGGGCAACGCUUCUUCUAUCAAUUUGGUUCUGAAUAGUGGUGAGAAAUUCCAAUCUUGGAUCGAUUACGAGGCGGGUUCAAAGCGGCUAGAGAUUAGGCUAGCUAAAUUAGGGGGAAUGAAGCCCAUCGAUCCUUUGGUUUCUUGCUCAAUUGAUUUGUCUAGGAUGUGGAAGGAAGAUGAGGCGUUUAUAGGUUUAAGCUCGUCAAAUGGGAAUUCAUCCCAGAGCUGUAAUGUGCAUUCAUGGAGCUUUGAGCUUAAGGUUGUGCCCCACUAG
This is a messenger RNA of Diospyros lotus (date-plum), 567 nucleotides long. Its product is annotated as L-type lectin-domain containing receptor kinase VIII.2-like. Gene Ontology annotation, molecular function: carbohydrate binding. The record is from RefSeq and is a predicted model, not a curated record. NCBI's taxonomy places the organism in Eukaryota, Viridiplantae, Streptophyta, Magnoliopsida, Ericales, Ebenaceae. The coding region runs from base 1 to 567 and encodes 188 amino acids. The transcript is spliced from 2 exons.